Messenger RNA from Eucalyptus grandis, 5939 nucleotides. Its product is annotated as disease resistance protein RPV1-like. Gene Ontology annotation, molecular function: ADP binding. Lineage: Eukaryota; Viridiplantae; Streptophyta; Magnoliopsida; Myrtales; Myrtaceae. The transcript has 8 exons. The record is from RefSeq and is a predicted model, not a curated record. Gene Ontology annotation, biological process: defense response; signal transduction. The coding region runs from base 56 to 2020 and encodes 654 amino acids.
UGGUCGCGACAAUCAGCGAGAUCUCACUUCUCCCUCGAGGAGCGAGAGGGAGGCGAUGAACUCCACCUUGCUCGUGUUGGCUCUUGCGUUUUGCUUCACCGUAGAUGCUGCCAGAUCGCCUGCAGCGCUUGUAAUUUAUAUUGCUACGAUUGUUCUUGCAGUCAUUGCUAUUGAAAUUACUGUUUGUGCUGUUGCGCGCCCGAGGACAGAGCGGGGGUUGGUCUCUUCACCGCCAGUGCCACCAUCAUCGUCAUUGUCUUCAUCCUAUUCAUCCUCAAUCUCUACCUCAUCAGGAACCAAUCCUCAAGUGUUUUUGAGUUCCAGAGGUCCCGACACUUGCAAGGGAUUGGCAGAUUUCCUCUACACCAGACUGAAUGAUGUAGGCAUCCAUGCUGUUAGAGACAAUGAGGACAUUGGAGAAGGGAUCAAGGAUGCAUCGCUUGAAUCCAUCAGGCAAUCCAAGAUAUCAAUACCCAUUAUCUCCAAGAAUUACACAUCCAGUCGGAGUUGUCUCAUGAAAUUGGCACAAAUGGUGGAAUGCAAGGAAGCAAACAAUCAAUUUAUCGUGCCCAUUUUCUAUGAUAUUAGCCCCCCCGAAUUAAAAUGCCAAUGGGGAUUUAUUGGGCAGUGUUUCCAUGAGCAUGAGAAGCAAGGAGUUGACCACACGGACAUUGCUAAAUGGAAGCGGGCUCUUCGAAAGAUUGCAGGGAAGAAGGGGUAUGAUCUGCUGACUGGAAACAAUGGGUAUCAAGGUGCACUCACAGAGGAAGUUGUUGGAUAUAUUCUAGAGUUGUGGAAGAAGAAUGAUUUAUAUUUACCCGACGGUUUAGUGGAGAUUGAACGACCCAUACAGGAGGUUAUGAUAAAGCUUGGUGUCGUCUAUGUCAACAAGAAGGCAACCGGAAUAGAUGGAGAAGGUGUACGUGUGCUUGGGAUAUGUGGCAUGCCAGGGGUUGGAAAGACUACUGUUGCAAAAAUUGUGUACAACAAAAUCCAUCAUCUCUUUCAACGUUGUAGUUUUCUUUCAGAUAUUACAACAACUUUUGAAUCCAGUGGAGUCGAGGGGCUACUAGAGAAGUUAAUCUCAGACCUCCAAAUGAAAAAUUGUGGAGGGCUAAUUACUCAUGACCAAUGUAUUGAAGUCAUGAAAAAAUCAUUUAGUGAAAUGAAAGUUCUCAUUUUACUUGAUGAUGUGCAAGAUUUUGACCACAUCAGGCAUUUAGUUGGGAAAAUAAGUUGGUUUGGCCCAGGAAGCAGGAUUCUCCUGACAAUCAGAAGAAAAGAUGUACUCUGUGAAUAUCGUGGAGUUGCUGAUACAUUUGAGGUCGAACCAAUGAGGUCUUGUCAUGCUCUUCAACUUUUCUGCAAGCAAGCAUUUUGUGAGUAUCCUCCUGAAGAAGAAAAGAAUGAGUAUUACCAUCUGUCUGUGGAUAUCAUUAACAGUUUUGAAGGGCUUCCUUUGUCCCUUCGGGAGACAGCUUCAUACUUAAAUAACUGUGGGUGGGAUAUAGAAAUAUGGCGAGAAACGUCCGAUUUUUCAAGAAAGAAGCUGGAAAGGAAAGUCAAAUUAGCAUUUGAAGCAAGCUAUAACUCUCUAGAUGAAUACACGAGAAAGAUAUUUCUCAAUAUAGCAUGUUUCUACAAUGGGAUGGACUGGAGAAUCCUUACAUGCGAGUGGCAAGCGAAUGGUUAUCAUCCUUUAAGAAGUAUCAAGAUUCUCAUUGACAUGUGUUUGAUCAAAAUAGGUGAAAACAAUAAAUUCUGGAUGCAUAAUCAGCUAAGAAAGUAUGGCAAGGAAAUUGUUGGAAAGCAUAGGAGGUUGUAUAAUCACGUGGAUGCCCUUUCCACACUUAAGGGAAAUGAGAGUGCUACAGAUGCGAAAGCCCUUUGUCUCACGUUUGAUGAGAGACGAAGUGAAUGUUUUAGAUCUGGAUCAUUUGGCCAUUUAUCAAGUGUGAGGUUCUUGAGAUUGGAUGAGGCUACUAUUGAAGGGAGUUCUCAGAAUGUUUUUCCAAAUUAAGGUGGCUUCAGUGGCGAGGGUGCAGACAGAUCUCUGAAGUACUUAGUUUCCAUUUGGCGGAUUUGGUCAUUCUUGAUCUAUCUUGCAGUUUGGUCAAGGGAGAUUCACAAGGAUGGGGACAAGUCCUUGAGAAAGCAAAGAAUUUAAAAGUUUUGAUCCUUAGUGGCUGUCAUCAUCAACAUGCUACUCCAGACUUCCUUACUUCAAAAGUGUUUAGAGAGAUUAGUCCUGUGGUGUUGUCCCCUAUAAUCUCAAAUCAGUUGAUCCAUUGGUAAUGUAAAGAACUUGGAAUUUGCAGAAUUUCUCUACUCCAGACUGAUUGAUGCAGGGAUCAACGUCUUUAGAGACUAUACAGACAUUCUUCCUGGAGAAAAGAUCAACAAUGGAUUGCUUGAAUCCACUGAGCAAUCCAAGAUAUCAAUACCCAUGAUCUCUUUCAAGGGUGCAGUGUCCUUUCAAAUAUUCGAGAAACUGUUGAAUUGAAAGGACUGAUGGGCCUGCAAGAACAGUUAAUUUCAGACCUCCGAAAGCAAGAAUAUAAAUUGCUGAGUACUCCCGAUCAAGAGCGCUACAGAUGUGGAAUCCUUUGUCUCGUGUUUGAUGAGGGACGAAGUGAAUGUUUUAGAUCUGAAGCAUUUGGCCAUCUAUCGAGUGUGAGGUUCUUGAGAUAGGACCAGGCUACUAUUGAAGGGAGUUCUCGGACUGUUCUUUCAAAGUUAAGGUGGCUUCAGUGGCAAGGGUAUAGACGGAUCUGUUAACUACUUAUUUUCCAUUUGGAGAAGUUGGUUAUUCUCGAUCUAUCUUACAGAUUGGUCACUGGAGAUUCACAAGAAUGGGGACAAAUCCUGGAGGAAUUAAAAGUUUUGAUCCUAUGUGGCUGUGCUCACCAGCAUGCAACUCCAGACUUCCGUUCUCUAAUGCCUUUGGAAAUAUUGGUCCUGGAAGGUGGUCUCCUAUUAUCUCAAAUCAGUUGGUCCAUGAGUAAUCUAAAUAAGUUAAGUCUCCUUGAAUCCUGAGCUCUGCAAAUUGGUCAAGCACUUGCCGGAAGAACUACUGUAUAUGACAGCUUUGGAAGAACUUCCAAUUGAUAGAACUUCCAUUAGUAUCAUUCAUUUCCCACAAUCCUCCAUGCAGUGACUUAAGACUCUGAGCUCUUGCCAAUGUGAAAAUUUGGUUCAGAUAUCAGAGUCUAUUGGUCAUUUGAAAUCUCUUUUGUAUCUUGGACUGGAUGGAGCUGCCAUUGAUGGCCUCCCGGAUUCUAUUGGAUCCCUAAAGAAACUUCAGAAGCUGCUUUUAGGAAAUUGUCGGAAGUUAGCUGAACUUCCUUAUUCCAUUGGGAAUCUUGAGUCGCUGGAAGUCAUGCAUCUAUCAAGUACCACGAUUGCUAGAUGACCCAGGUCCUUCUAGGGUUUGAAAAUUUUGAAAGUACUGAAGGGGGAGAAUACUCACUUAAGGGAAUUCCCCAAAGACAUGGAAGAUCUAAAAAUGCGGGAAGAGAUAGAUCUUUCACAAUGCAAGAAUCUGAAGGGGCCAAUUCACUGUGAUUUCAAAGGACUAUCCUCUUUGAAAAUCUUCAGACUAUCAUCUACCAAGAUUUCUGGCCCACCCUGGAAUGAUGACUGGUUUUCUGACCGCCAAUCCCUUAAAUUCCUCUCAUCUCCUACAGCUAGACUUAAGUGAUUGCGACCAAGUACGAGCUCUGCCAAUACUUCCAUCAGUUUAAGCAGUGUUCGCUGGGGAUCCAAAAAAAUGAGGACAGUCCCAGACUUUUCUUACCUUCCAAACUUGAAAGAGCUGCACUUGGGUGAUGGUACUGAUCUGGAGCUAAAAUCUUUCUCUAAGCCACUGCAAUUUGGAUGGGUAAAAAGUCUCGUGAAUCUUGAAAUCCUGGAAUUGUGCCACUCAAAGUUUACCAGGCUACCUGAAAAUUUUAGCACACUCCGACUGGGAAAACUUAUUUUGCACUGUGCAAACUUGCUUGACUUCCGAGAGCUCCCCCGUUGCUUAUCGAUGUUGUGUCUCCAGUACUGUACGCUUUGAGUUCCACAAUUUUCCAAGAUGAGAUGUCUGUCUGAAUUAGAACUCAAAUAUUGUGACUUGGCUAAGAUCGACGGUCUUGAAGAUUUGAAGCUAUUACAACUUCUGCACAUAUCCCACCGCAAUGUGCAAACACUUGAUGGGCUGGAGAGUAUGCCUGGCCUUAGAAAGCUCACUUUAUUCGACUGCCCUUCACUGACUGAAUUACCAGAUUCAACAAAGUAUAAAUUUGAAAUCGGCAUGUGCAAUCCCAAAGGAGAACAAUGGUCGGCAGUUAUGUUGCUCUCAUCUAUGAUCAUAGUAUCGUGGAAGUCGAUUUAUCAGCGAAGAUCUUGCUGCACAAUGGUCGUUCUGUUAUCUUCAAUAAAAAGUUGGAGGCUUUUUUUGAAGCGUCCCCUCUACCUUUUGUUGCCGUUACCUUCUCUUACUAGACAGCUUCUCUGGGAAACCAGGGGUAAGGCUACGUACAUUGCUCCAUGUAUCCCUUCCCAGCGGACGCGGAUCAACUGUACCUCCCCAUGAUCCAAUCUGCCGGCACCAUGGAAGGAGGUCAUGACAGAUGCCUUCAGAGUUUUCUUUGGCGCCCCUUCAUUCUGCAUGCAAGUGCUGAACUUUUCUUUUGAUGGGGCCGACCUUGUGAGCUUGGAACUUUCCUGUUGGUGGGCCCAACCUUGUGGGCUUGGCCAAGCAAGUUUGUGCUUUUGAACUCUUUUACUAGCUUUUGAUUUUAAUUGCAUAAUUUUUUUAUUCCUCUUCUUUUAGGGAAAACGCAUAGACUGGAAACUGGAACACCGAUUCCAAUAGAAAAAGCUAACAAGAAAAAAUUGUUAUUAGAUAAUAUCAAUACCAAAUUAAGUGCUUCAGAUAGUCUUUCUGUCCGUCAAAACUUACCAAAGGGACGAACUAUGUGCAUAAAUCUCACAGGGACUGCUACAUUUUUGGCAAAAAACAAAUAUUAUACUAGUCUAUGCUCAUCCAUGAUGUGGAAGUGGUUGAUAUUACCAAAACAUUGCGCUACAUAUUCCUUAGACUGUCAUCAAAUCCUUCAUUAAAUUUGGAGAGCACAGUGGAAAGCCUGGCUCAUCAUCCUCUUUCCUUGGGAAUGUCCUCUUCUUCAAAUGCACAACCCGGUAGUUUCUUCUGUGAAUGUUGUGCCUGCACCUCCUUCCAUGUUGACAGUAGAUUGGAUCAUGGGGUAGGACAGCUGAUUCGCGGCCCUCCCUAGGCCCCCAAGAGCGUGGAGCCUUUAGCCCUAGGAUGCAGGAUGCCCUUUUUAGUGCCUUCUCUGACUGUUAUGACCUUGUACUCGAAUGUUCCUCAUACACAGUGCUUAAUUUGCCAGUGCCAUCCGUGUAAAUUCAUAAAGCUUUCGUGGCAUCUUAAUUUCUUUCGUGUGCACUUGUUUUUGUCAUUCAGAAGUAUACCGGCAGGGCUUGGUGGAUACUCAAUGUCAGAAUAAUGAUUGGGCGAGACUACUUGGUGGAGGAGGGGAGAUGGCUGGCUUUUUUGUUUGAAUGGGAGAUUUCGUGGCCUUGAAGUCCAGUGGAUGCAUGUUGAGAAGAUGAGCCGAUGGGACCUGAGUGCGAACGAGUGGAGUAGCCUACGGUAUCUUCCAUUUGGGGCUGACACUUAAAAGAUUGACAGGGGAGUUGCGGUGUCGCUGAGUUUAACUCUUGAUCUGAGUCGAUGUUGGAAACUUAGAAGUAGUGAGAACAAGGCAUUCUUCUGCCUAUGUCAAGUGUAGCAACUAGCGUCAGAUCCGCAAUUGUUGUCUCAUUUUUGGUCUGAUCAAUACUCCAAUCCGUGACUCCAUAUUAUGGAACUUCCAUCAAACACUGCAUUUUUCCAGCUCUCUUAUUUUAAGGCUUGUUAUUAUGCGACA